UCAAGACUACAACAGUCCAGCCCCCGUACAUAAGACCAUUUCUUCUAUCCUCCUUAUUUUCCUUUUCUCUACUCUCUGCUAUUCCCCUUUACUGUUCUAUACUCUCUGCUAUUCCCCUUUUCUAUUUCUCUUUCUGCUUCCAUUCCGCUGCCAUGGCCGACUUGCUCGAAUCUAGCAGCAGUAGUGAGCCGCCAUAUCCAUAUGCUUAUCACUAUGUUAAUGAUAUUCUCAGUUUCGUCGAGUUCAGUGACAGUUCUUAUCAGGCUCCAUAUGCUUAUCAUUAUGAUUUUACCAAAAUCGGUCGCUAUUUAAUUGAAUUCGAAGAUGGGUCUAUAUUAUCAGCGAGUGUGCAUCCACCAUACGACCUGUCAAAACCUACCGAAGAAAACUACUUUGAAAAUCCUGUUCAAUUUACUUUCUCACCGGUGUAUUACUACAACUGGUACAAACGUGGAGGAGUUUGUUUCAAUUGGGACAUCGAUUUUCCUGAACUUGGAGCUGUUUUUAAUUGGGACGAGGAUUUUCCGGAACUUAAAGUUGGACGUGCCGAGGAAAACGCAGAAGAAAACAAUAAUGUGGUUCAAGUGUUUGAUGAAAGUCCUGAAAGAGCUUCUGAUACUUCUAAAGCAGAAACAAAGCCAAAAUCCACUGGAAAAGGAGAUAAGGAAGGAGUUGAAGUGUCAGAAGAACAGGGCUCUUUUGUUUCAUCUUCUAGUUCAGCCAGUCUGUGCAUGGAUCGACUUCGUGAAGAGCUUUCUUGUGCUAUUUGUUUGGAGAUUUGUUAUGAACCCAGUACCACUUCUUGUGGACACAGUUUCUGUGAGAAGUGUCUGAGAUCUGCUGCUGAUAUAUGCGGGACACGAUGCCCCAAGUGCAGGCAGCUUAUCAGCAACGGAAAUUCUUGCACUGUAAACACAGGCCUUUGGAAUACAAUUCAACUACUGUUUCCUAAAGAAGUAGAAGCAAGAAAAGCAGCAUGAGUUUUAGAUGGUGGAGAAGCUGAGCAUCAAAGUUCAGUAACAAUUGCUAGUUAUUCUAAUAUUUCAAGAAGCGGAACAGCAUAUAGCGCUCGAAGUCUACGAAGAAGGAAUUUUCUUUCUUUGAGAAGACAAAGUUCAGUAAGUUUCAGGACAAGGAGAGAGUUACCAAGCCAGGAUGACGAUGCUGCAUUGGCAUGGCGACUGCAGAGAGAGGAGCAUGUAGAACUUUAGGACAGAGAAAAUUUGAGGGUCAUGGCUCUUGAGGUUUCUAAAUUUUCUUAUACUUCAAAUGAAAUGAACCUUAGAGUCGUGUGACCAGUCCAGGAGAAUCCAAAGAAGUAGUGGAUUUCUUGUGAAACUUUUCCCCUUAAUUUUGACUCCUCAUCUCUGUUGCUUGCGGUUUUAGGUGGCGAUCCCUUCCUUCUGUCUUUUUAUUUGGGAUUUUGUGAAUGGAUAUUACUAGUAAAAAGAUAUUAUCAAAACUAAGCCUCUUCUUGCUUUAGUUUGAUCAACGCUUUCC
Molecule: messenger RNA, 1500 nt
Organism: Nicotiana tabacum (common tobacco)
Lineage: Eukaryota; Viridiplantae; Streptophyta; Magnoliopsida; Solanales; Solanaceae
Biological process (GO): double-strand break repair
Cellular component (GO): nucleus; site of double-strand break
Molecular function (GO): ubiquitin-protein transferase activity; nucleosome binding
Source: RefSeq, a predicted model, not a curated record